UUUGACUAUGCAUUUAUUGGGCAUUCGUUUUCAAGGAGCUUGGGAAUUUUAGGAUACAAUUUUGGAGGGCCUAUCAUGUAAAUAGCGUGUGGAAAUGGAGCGUCAUCUGUGACUGUGACGAGCGGCCCCUGUAACUUCAAAUCAUCUGCCCCCCUUUUCAAUUCAGGAUCUCUGUUUUCUUUUUUGCGCCACCGCACGAAGCCGGGCAGCGAAGAAUGCUUUCUUUGAAUGUUAUUCCCUCACCCUCUGUCACUUUCGUCAAAUCCAACCACCAAUCUUCCGUGAAUGCAUCUUCGCUUUUCCAUCCAAAUCUUCUCACCAGGUUUCACGCCCAUAAGAACCUCCAGUGCUGUAGAACCACUUCUCGGCUUCAUGAAGCUGGUUCCAGAAUUUCCGUCUCAACCGAUUUCCAUGGCUUCCCAGGGGGAAUUCCUUUGCGACCCACAUCUCAGAUCCAAGAUUCAAUCACUACUUUAAGCCUGGUGAAUAAAGCCUUCGCUAAACCGUCGGGUUUUUCUGCGAAAUCCAGAUACCAAAUCGUUAGAGCAGCGUCUGAUGUCAAUCCUGAAGGAGAAAGUGCAGCUCCGAAUCCAAAGGCCAAGUCCUUGAAACUUGCUUUUGUUUUUGGGUUAUGGUACUUCCAAAACAUUGUCUUCAAUAUUUACAACAAGAAAGCGUUAAACAUUUUCCCAUUCCCAUGGCUUCUUGCUUCCUUCCAACUCUUCGUCGGGUCCGUUUGGAUGCUCGUGCUUUGGUCCUUGAAGCUCCAACAAUGCCCGAAAAUCUCAAAAUCUUUCAUCGUUGCUCUCCUUGGUCCUGCUUUAUUUCACACAAUAGGCCACAUCUCAGCUUGCGUUUCAUUUUCCAAGGUGGCUGUUUCCUUCACCCAUGUCAUCAAAUCUGCAGAACCAGUUUUCUCUGUGGUCUUCUCUUCGUUCCUUGGUGAUAAAUACCCCGUACAGGUUUGGCUGUCCAUUCUUCCUAUCGUGCUUGGUUGUUCUCUGGCUGCUGUUACUGAGGUGUCUUUCAAUGUACAAGGAUUGUGGGGGGCCAUGAUAAGUAAUGUUGGUUUCGUAUUGAGGAACAUAUAUUCUAAACGAAGUUUGCAGAAUUUCAAGGAAGUCGAUGGGUUGAAUUUGUAUGGCUGGAUUAGCAUUAUUUCAUUGCUUUACUUGUUUCCAGUGGCUAUAGCGGUUGAAGGAUCUCAGUGGAUUCCGGGGUAUUACCGGGCAAUAGAAGCUAUAGGCAAACCAUCCACAUUUUAUAUAUGGGUUCUGCUUUCUGGGUUGUUCUACCAUCUGUAUAAUCAAUCGUCUUAUCAGGCCCUGGAUGAAAUCAGCCCAUUGACUUUCUCAGUUGGUAACACAAUGAAGAGAGUGGUGGUGAUUGUAUCUUCCGUUUUGGUGUUCAGGAAUCCAGUUAGGCCUCUUAAUGCUCUGGGGUCUGCCAUUGCUAUACUUGGGACUUUCUUAUAUUCGCAGGCAACAGCGGCCAAGAAAGCUAAGAAAGCUGAUGGCCCAAAGAGCAUCUAGAGCCCAGAGGAAAAGGGGGAAAUGAAAGAGAGAAAUGUAGAGAAGUUGGUUGAAUAUUCUUGGCAAUAUUUAAUUUUUUUUUUCCCUUUUGAUUUAGAAAUUAACUAACUAAUGUCUACCUUGCUAUUUUACUUUGGACUAGGGUGAUGGUGCCUCUAUCUAGAUUAUAAAGCCAUUUAUCAUGACACUGAUCUGUUUUGUUCUUGCUGGGUUUCAUGUUAGAAUAUAUCAGGGGUUAGCUUUAACCUGACAAAGAUAACUAAAAAACUGAGAUGGAAUGUUGGUUCAUGGCAAUGUUGAUUUACUGCUAUAUCGGUCAGUUCAUCACAGAUUUUUCUGGUUGCUACUUUUGUGUCUGUUGGGUUAUGUGCAUGUGUCAAAAUUCCUAUUGUUGUCUUGUUUUAUGCAUGUGUCAAAAUUCCUAUUGCUGUCCUGUUUGCUCUUAUUCAUUGCAUGCCGUCUUUGCUAUUUUUGUGCUUGCAUUUAUUUUCUAACAUAGUAGACAUCAUUUUGUUUUGUAAAUACGAAUCAUAAACGUCAGUGAUCACUUUCCUUUGUCAGUCAGCCCCUGAGUCUCCACCCCCGUUGCGCUUUUGUAACUUGGCUUUUCAAUAAUCUAGCAUUCAUUAGACUUUACUACUGAUCGCUUAUGGUGAGCUGAUAUGGUUUAAGAAAUCGUCAAACUUCGAUGCUCAACACCAGCUAAUUGUUGCAGGGAUGAGUUCCUUGGCCAGUAGGGGCCUUUUAAUUUUCACUCUUUUCACCCCAUGUUUCAGUGUGUUAGAUAAUGCAACUUACUGCUAUCAACAUUUAGAGCUCGGUUUUUCUUAUGUUCUGAAAUCUGUAUUAAUUUGAUCAUAGACAAUCAAUGCCUCAGAACACAGAAUUAAAAGGCACAAUCCUGGUGACAACUUUCACUCUUUUCACCCUUUUUUAACCUGGACUGCUGCCUCACUUCAUUCUUCAUGUUUUUCUUUCUUUUUUUCUUUGGGUCACUUAUUCUCAACUUUCGAGUCAUGUUCUUGCAUCAUGAACAUAAGGGAUGAUCAGAAUUUUUCUUGUCUUGUGGGAGAUGUAUUUUUCUUAGCGAAAUGAUGGCGAACCUUGUUUUUCCAUUUAGCAGAAUUUUGAACCAUGGACUUUCAUCCGGCCCAAUUUUUUAGUUUUGUGUUGAAGCGUUUAGGCCUAAGCAAGCAAUAGAUCACAACACAUAUAUAUAAUUUCCUUCCUUUAUUUUUGUUGGGAAUCUGUCAUAUCGCUUGAAAGAUGGAUUGAGAAUCUCAAAUUAGAUUCUAGGUUGUGUAAGUAUGGACACCAUAGUUGGACAAAAUAUUGAUACGGGAUCUCUAAAUUACAAGUGUAGUCGAUUCUUGCUGGCGCCCAUUGGCUCGGCGAGAGAGCAGAGAGGAUCAUUUUGCCGAUCUCACAGUGAUUGGGCAGAGAAAACCGGGUUUCACUUUGCACAGAGGUUUCUCCGUACAAAUAUCGAAGAACCUUUUGAUGCCGCAGCUUUUACUUUCAUCCAUGCGACGAAUACCGAUUUACAUCGAUACCCUGACAGAUUGCACCGUGUGGAGACCGGAGAGAUCGAACCUUUUACCAAUUAUUGAGUUCAAUAUUGUGGCUACAGAGUUAUGAUGUAAUGAUUUCCCUUGAUCAUGAUAAACGUUCAAAAGA
Messenger RNA from Neltuma alba, 3209 nucleotides. RefSeq names its product xylulose 5-phosphate/phosphate translocator, chloroplastic. NCBI's taxonomy places the organism in Eukaryota, Viridiplantae, Streptophyta, Magnoliopsida, Fabales, Fabaceae. The record is from RefSeq and is a predicted model, not a curated record. Bases 216 to 1532 code for a protein of 438 amino acids. Gene Ontology annotation, cellular component: membrane. Gene Ontology annotation, biological process: transmembrane transport. Gene Ontology annotation, molecular function: transmembrane transporter activity. The transcript has a single exon.